AUGCUUCCCGGCAGCGCCAACGGUCCCGCUGCCUCCGUCGCCGCCUCGUUGCAAAUGGCGCCUACGGACGCGUCGGCGUCGGAGUGGGACAAUGACUCGGGCCGCCCGGCCUUCCUCAACGUGUUUCUGCCCACCAGUGUCCCAGUGCCGGCGACGGCGAUCCGCGCGACCACUCCGGAGCGGGAGCGUCGGACGACCCGCCCGGCCUUCAUCAACGUGUUCAUGCCCCCGGCGCCCCCUCUCCCAGAGAUGACCAUGGCCGAUCUGCAGCGACGCUUGAAGGACCCCUCGGUGGAGAUCAUCACGCACCCGCCGCCCAGGAACCAGUUCCGCUUCCGGGCGGACUACCUCGCCCACGUCGCCCUGCUCGACUACCCCAAGGAGCAGCGCCACGAGGAGGGCAUUAACCGCAGCUGCGGCGGCUUCGGGUUCGUGGUGGAGACCGACCCCGCCUGCUUCGCGGCGCCUGACCUGGCCCCGGUCCACCUCGUCGUCAACCUCGUGCAUCCCCGGAACAUCCCCCGCGAGGUCCGCAUCAGGUACGGCGAUCAUCGGUUCCGCAACGUCGUGCCUGUCCAGAUCAUGAGGGUUUGGGACAAGUCCCUGUCCACCGGCGCUGACGGAGAGUACGUGCCUAUGUUCGAGGCCGCGGCGGCGGCCUCCUAG
This is a messenger RNA of Triticum turgidum subsp. durum (durum wheat), 666 nucleotides long. The record is from the annotation of a GenBank genome assembly. NCBI's taxonomy places the organism in Eukaryota, Viridiplantae, Streptophyta, Magnoliopsida, Poales, Poaceae.